Messenger RNA from Cryptomeria japonica (Japanese cedar), 4258 nucleotides. RefSeq lists its product as uncharacterized. The transcript has 28 exons. Gene Ontology annotation, molecular function: protein binding; ATP hydrolysis activity; ATP binding. Gene Ontology annotation, cellular component: mitochondrial outer membrane. The record is from RefSeq and is a predicted model, not a curated record. NCBI's taxonomy places the organism in Eukaryota, Viridiplantae, Streptophyta, Pinopsida, Cupressales, Cupressaceae. Bases 392 to 3847 code for a protein of 1151 amino acids.
AAAUUCUGAUGAGAGGUGUCCUUUAAGAGAACGAAAUUGCAUUCCAACUUGUACGAAGCAUCCCGCAAUCCAGAUGAUUUGUUUUAAUUUUGUAGUUAAAAAAAUUCUUUGCUUGCACCAGUGAAAGAUUUUGUAUGUACAGUCAUUAGCUAAUAAAUUAUGGUGGAGCAUUGGCCAUACUUAUGUCAAGUGGAUCUGAGAUAGUAAAAGGCUGAAAAGACUUGAGCAUACCAUUUCAUUCUCUGCAAUAAGAACCUGAACUUUUAACCACAAAAAGUUGAAGCAGAAAGCGAUCGUCAGAUAAGGUUACAGAAGAACACUAUUUCUUUUCACGGGGAAGAUCAAUUAUACAUAAUCUGCAUCUGCAACAGUGGUCACAACCGAACCAAACAUGUCCGAGGUUAACAGCAAAAUUCUGGUGCCCUCCUCUUCUUCUUCUUCAGCUUUAGAGUCAGAGAAAUGGAAGCAACAAAUAUUGAAGCGCCCUUGGGGCAAGCUCCUGUCACAGAAUUCUCAGAAUCCAGAUCUGGACUUAUGGGACCCUAAUUUCAUGAUUGGCCGAAGCAAAAGUUGCAGUUUGUGCAUUGACGAUCCCUUAAUAAGUGGAGUUCUGUGCAUGUUGAAGCAUACAAUGCAUAAGGGUGCUGAAGUGCUUGUUCUAGGGAAUGAUGGUUCUGUUGAGCUCAAUGGAGAACGUCUUAAAAAGAAGGAUGUUGUCAGUAUUAGAGGAGGAGAUGAAUUUGUUUUCAGCUCUUUGGGUCAUCACACAUAUAUCUUUAAACUGCUCGCAGAUGAAGAUAUUGCAGUCCCUCCAUUACAUAAUUCCCUUAGCGAGGCAGAAAAUCAAAUGAUUGCAGGUAAGGCAGCAGCAAAACAAGUGGGUGCAGGUAAGACAGAAGAAAAUCAAGUGGUUGGAGGGAAGGAUGAACUAUCUGAAACUUUAGGAACUAUGUUAGGCUCAUUGCAAGCACCUCGGACUGGUUCUUUGCAAACCUUAUCCUUGCUGCCACAGCAAGUGUGUCAUAAUCGUGAUUACGGUGAAGAAAGUGAAGAAGGAAGUGAUACAUCUCAAUCACCAACUGUAAAUGAUAUGUCAGAUGGGUCUGUCUCAGAUGCUGAAGAGGUUGAGCUUGAAGCUACCCUGGGAGCUGGGAUUCCACCUGUGCUUAGUUUGCUGAAAUGUACAAAAGAACCUGACAAGACCAGUUUCACAUGCAAAGAAACAAAUGGUAAUUCACCUAAACAGGUUUCUAAAGAAGGAAAGGAAUCUGGAAAAGAUACCACUCCAUCGGUUGCACACGCUAAAUACCAAACUAUAAAGGAAGAUUUAAAAAAUGGAAUGCUUGAUGGUAGAGAGACUUGUGUGUCAUUUGACAAUUUUCCUUAUUACCUCAGCAAGAAGACAAAAAGUUUGCUGAUUGAACCAAUGUUCAUACAUUUAAAACGGAACAAAUUUAGAGAUUUCGCAAAGGAGCUUUCUACUAUAAGCCCCAAAAUAUUGUUGUCUGGCCCUCCAGGCUCUGAGAUAUAUCAAGAAAAGUUGGUGAAGGCAUUGGCAAAUCAUUUUGAUGUCAAAUUGCUUAUAUUUGAUUGCAGUGAAAAGCUUGCGGGUACAUCUAUGAAGGAUGCGGAACAGCUGAAAGAAGGCUUAAAACCUAUAAGUAAGAAUUUAAGAGAACGCUGGGGUAAUUUGCAGUCAAAAUAUGAUAUGUUAUCAAUUAAAUUACGUGAACUGGGUUUUAGUCUGCAAGGCACUGCAUCGAAAUUGCAUGCAGGGAUAAAACAGGAAACGUCAGCUUUACCAUCCAUUUGUGCUGCUCCUUCAGCAAUAAAGGGACAUUCCUUUAAGAGAGGUGAUCGAGUGAAAUAUAUUAGUUCCCUACAUAAACCAGGCCAUCACACGCCUCAAGCUCCUUUGAGUGUCCUUUCAUUUAAAAGAAAGGGUAAUGCUCAAGUUUCAACACUUAAGGGGGGUCCAUCUUAUGGUGAUCGAGGGGAAGUAAUUUUAGCUCUGAAAGAAAAUGGAUCAUCUAAGCUUGGUGUACGAUUUGAUAAGCCAAUACCAGGGGGGGUUGACAUUGGUGGCCUUUGUGAAGAAGAUCAUGGUUUUUUUUGUGGUGGAAGUGAGCUACUUUUAGAAACUUCUGUUGAGGAGGACAUGGACAAGCUAGUUUUCAAUGCACUUUUUGAGGUUGUGACAAGUGAGAGUAAGAAUGGUCCUCUGAUACUUUUCAUGAAAGAUGUUGAGAAGGCACUAAUAUACAACUCAGAUAUUUAUCGUGCCUUAAAAAGAAAGCUCAAAACAUUGCCUGAAAGUAUUGUUAUCAUCUGUUCUUACACAAAAGUUGACGAUAGUAAGGAAAGGCCGCGUCCUAGGGGUAUACCUUUCAUUGAAAUUGGAGACUAUCAAAAUGGCCUGCUUGACUUUGGCUUACCUUUUGGAAGAAAGAACAAACAUGGUAAAGAGGCUUCAGAGCUAGUGUCUGAACUUUUUCCAAAUAAAGUAACACUGGAGAUGCCUCAGGAUGAAGCCCUUCUUGCUACUUGGAAACUUCAACUGGAACAAGAUAUUGAAAUGCUUAAAGUGAAGGCAAAUCUACGACACAUUGAAGCUGUGCUUUGUCAUAAUAAUUUGGAGUGUGAUGGAAUUGAUACAAUUCUCAUUAAGGACCAAGAUCUUACAAAUAAAAGUGCAGAGAAAAUUGUAGGAUGGGCUUUGUGUCACCAUCUUAUGGGUGAUUUUGAACCCUGUAUUAGAGAUGGAAAACUGCUUAUCUCUUGUGAAAGUGUUCAGUAUGGGUUGAGCGUAUUACAGGAAAAUCAAAGCGAGUUACAAAAUUCUAAAAAGUUACACAAGGAUGUUAUUACAGAGAACUAUCAUGAAAAGAGACUACUGGAUGAUAUGAUUCCACCAAAUGAAAUUGGAGUGAACUUUGAAGAUAUUGGAGCUCUGGAAAAUGUGAAAGAUACACUUAAAGAGUUAGUGAUGCUUCCUUUACAAAGGCCUGAGCUGUUUUGCAAAGGACAACUAACAAAGCCCUGCAAAGGUAUCUUGCUCUUUGGACCUCCAGGGACUGGGAAAACAAUGCUUGCCAAAGCUGUUGCAACAGAAGCUGGUGCAAAUUUUAUAAAUAUUUCAAUAUCAAGUAUUACAUCAAUGAUGUUUGGUGAAAGUGAAAAGUAUAUUAAAGCUAUCUUUUCACUAGCAAGUAAAAUUUCUCCAUGUGUGAUAUUUAUUGAUGAGGUUGAUAGUCUUUUGGGGAGAAGGGACAAUCCUAGAGAACAUGAGGCUAUGCGUAAGAUGAAGAAUGAGUUUAUGGCCAACUGGGAUGGCUUAUGCACAAAAGAAAAAGAAAGAGUCUUAGUUCUUGCUGCCACUAACAGACCUUUUGAUCUUGAUGAAGCUGUCAUUCGAAGAAUGCCUCGGAGGUUAUUGGUAAACUUUCCAGAUGCACCAAACAGAGCAAAAAUAUUGAAGGUAAUACUUUCACAGGAAGAAUUGGAUCCAGAUGUGGAUUUAGAUGCCAUUGCAAAUAUGACCGAGGGAUAUUCUGGAUCUGACCUUAAGAACUUGUGCAUUACAGCUGCAUAUUGCCCCAUCCGAGAAGUUUUGAAAAAGGAAAAGGAGGAAAAGGAAUUAGCAAUAACAGAGGCAAGAAAAUUGCCAUCGUUGAGUGGGAUUGCUGAUGUUCGCCCAUUGAAUAUGGAUGACAUACGAUAUGCUCUUAAACAAGUUUGCGCUAGUGUUUCUUCAGAGUCGACAAGCAUGACAGAGCUGCUUAAGUGGAACGAGCUUUAUGGUGAAGGAGGCUCAAGGAAAAAGAAUGAUCUUAGUUAUUUUAUGUAAACCAUGCAUAACAUGCAAGUUAAUUUGUUUCUAUGAAGUUGUAUGCAUUAUUUGUAUAAUAGUAAAUAUUGGGAUGAGGUAAUAGGUCACAUUUCCUGCUGUGGGAUGAACAUGGGUGAAAAUAUUCAGAAUUUAAAUCUUGAUUAUACUUGGGUGGUGUCCAUGUUUGUAACACAACAAUCUCUCUGCUUCUCUUGAAGUUGUGGACUGCCUUAUUGUGAGGAGGAUUUGGGCCUAGUUCACAAAGUGUUCCCAUCACCAAUACACCACAAUCCUCAGGUGAACUGUAUAUAAUUUUUCACUUAUUCUUGGAAUUGAACAUUAAAAUUGAAUUCAAGCUCUGAUUAAGGGUUGAAACAUAAUUUUACGCAAGAAAGCAUCCUAAUGGUAAUGUUUUCUACUUUAAUACUC